Molecule: messenger RNA, 1839 nt
Organism: Cinara cedri
Lineage: Eukaryota; Metazoa; Arthropoda; Insecta; Hemiptera; Aphididae
Source: the annotation of a GenBank genome assembly
AUGGGAAUCUUGAAAUCAGUGCCAUACAUGAGUGUAACGUCACGUAUAUUAGACAAAUCCGACGAUUCAAUGGCAUCUUUCAAAAGUUGUGUCACCGACACUGAAAGAGAAAUCGAAAACAGCCGACCCUCCGUAAAGGCUUUGAUCGAAAAACACAAGUCGUUCCAAAACCAAAUAAUGAACGCCAAAGAAACCAACUUUGACGUCAAAAAUAAAUCGUUCGCUAAUGCUUGCGAAAACUUGAAUACGUCGUACAACGAUUGCUGCAGGAACAUGGAAGGCGAUACGCAACGGGUCGAUAAAGUCGAAAACGUGGUAAUAUAUUAUAUUCUCAAUAUUACUAUUUGUUUCGGUAGGAUAUACCAUAUAUUUUUCUUAUGCGCAGAGUGAUUCACUAAGCGUGUUAACCCAAAUUUUUUGGUUAAAUUUUGCACGUAUUCGAAUACUUAGAUUUUUCACAACAUUUAAGGAAUAUCCUCCAGUGGUAAUACCAACUUUGGUUUAUCAAAUAAGAGCCUAUAUUAAACAUUUCAUAAAUGGACGGCGUAUGACUUUAAAUACAUUUUGACGUCAUCAUUUUUGAUUUCCGUUAACCCGUUAACGAAAUAUUCCAUNGACUUUUAAAAUAUAUUUUAAGUAGGUCAGUUUUUAGUUUGCUCAAGAUUUUUCCCAGCAAAUGUGAAAAACCGUAGGAAAAACGGGAAAAUCGGUACAUUGAAUAAAUAAUAUUCAAGAUAUUAUUUAAUGUCUAUUUAAUUAUUUUAUCAUAACAUACAUAUUGUUGACAAAGUAUCACUAUAGAUUUAACUUCGAUCAGAAUCGUUUUUCGUUAGCAAUGGUUUAUCGUUGUUUACAAGUAUACAUUAAAUUGCCUAUAUAACAGUGCCUGUACUCGUCCCCCGUUUUCCUAGGACGACUUCUUUAAAUGCGUAAUUUGUGAUUAAUUUCUGAACGUUUAAUCAUCUAUGCUUGGUGAAUCAGAUAAUACUUUGGUUGUCACAGACAAGAAAACUACUGUUAUUAUUAAUUACACUAUUAUUUAGUCAUAACAAAACAUUGCCGGUUUAGCUAAUAUAAAUAUACAAAAAAAAAUUUAGCUAUUAUAUUGUUUUCUAAAUUUAUUUUACUAACAAAAUAAAAUAUUUUAUUUAGGUCAAAAAUCACGUGUUCGGAGUAUUGAAUGUUAAAAUGUACGAAGGGAAUGAUACUGAAAAAUCCGCUCAAGUACCGGAUCACAAGUCGGUCUCGGAAAACUUUGAUUUUAAAACUGGCACGCUUGAAUUAGACGAAACGGUUAACGGUGAGGGUGAACAAAUGUGGCAAAAUAUUAGGUCCUUGGUUAAUAUCAACCACGAUUACUAUCGGUGUUUGACGGACAUUUUAGAUACGAAUAAGUUUAAUAAUCUCGAUAGUAUAAAAGAUCACGUUGGUUCGGUGUUGAAACAAGGAAAGAAGGCGGAAUCCGUCGAGCCCGAUUUAAUUGCCUAUUGCCAUACUAAUUUGGAAAAAAAUCGUCAGGUUACGGAUAAUCAACAUGAAUUAAACAAUGAUUCGAUAACGAAUGACCCGUUCUUAAUCUAUCAUUCGAAAUUGAGUGCACUUCAAAAUGAAUUGACGGAAUCCAAGAAAAGUAAAAAGAUCGCCGAAGGCAAGAUCGCGUCACUAGAAAGGAAAAAUAGAGACUUGUUGAAUAUAUUGAACAGUUACGAAAAUGAAAAUGUCCACAGAGUAUCGCUGGAAAGACACCUCAAGGCCGAACAGAAGAACAACGAAAAAUUACGAGAUAUGAUUACUAAAGAUUUCAAACAGAAAAUACCAUCGUAUAAUAUUUUUUCUUGA